This is a messenger RNA of Spodoptera littoralis (African cotton leafworm), 666 nucleotides long. NCBI's taxonomy places the organism in Eukaryota, Metazoa, Arthropoda, Insecta, Lepidoptera, Noctuidae. The record is from the annotation of a GenBank genome assembly.
AUGAAGGGGAGCCGCGCGUUCGAGCAGGCUCAGACAGAAUGGAGAGACUACGGCUGCAAAUACUACAAGAUGCUGCGUAAAUCCGUACUACAACAGAUUCGCUGUGCGCACAGUACUGUGUCAGCCAGCGCACGACCAUAUUGGAAGAAAAAUCCUCAUUUAGACCAGAUAAUUCGAGUAGACCAUGCAGGCGAGCUGGGCGCGGACCGUAUCUACGCUGGUCAGAUGGCAGUGCUCGGUAGCACCGCGGAAGGUCCACUCAUACAACACAUGUGGGACCAGGAGAAGAAGCAUCGCGCCAAGUUUGAGGAGCUAAUCAAUGAGUACAGAGUCCGACCCACGGCGCUUACACCUAUAUGGAAUGUCGCUGGCUUCGUGUUAGGCGCUGGCUCAGCGCUCUUAGGCAAAGAAGCGGCGAUGGCUUGCACAGUUGCCGUAGAAACCGUGAUAGUAGACCAUUAUAACGACCAGCUCCGAACGUUAAUGGAGGACCCUAACAUCGACAAGGAGAUCUUGCAGACUAUCACCAAGUUCCGUGAUGAGGAGCAGGAACACCAUGACACAGGGAUCGACCAUGGAGCUGAACAAGCACCUUUCUACAAAGCCAUGACUGAAGUUAUAAAGGCUGGAUGUAAAUGCGCCAUUGCUAUUUCGAAAAAGGUUUAG